UGUAUAUAUAGGUAUAUUCAUUCAUGCCAUGUAAUCAUUCAUUCUACUUGGUUAUCGCCAAAGAUACUAGUAGUUGUAUGCAGAGCAACACACACUAUUCAAGGAAUUUAGGUUUUUGUUUUUCCUCAAAAAAGAGACCAUUGGAGUGUGCUAUAGAAGGAACAUGUGGUUUCCCUUGAUCAUAUUUGGAACAUGUCUUUUAGAGAUUUCUGGAUUUAAUGUAUACCGGUUGAAUACUGGAGAAAAAUGUCAAGUGCCGAUCACACAUUCUGUGGGUUAUUAUGUACUAGAUGAAGAGCUAGCUACUAUCCAGUGUCCAAUCUCACAGCAUUUACAAUUAGACCGCUCUACAUUUCAUUUGGUUUGGACUAGAAAUGGUUUAGAGACAAUGGAUACAGCAGAACAGCCUAGAAUACAGCAAAAGGAAGACUCCUUGUGGUUCUUGCCAGCUGUAAAAGAGGACACUGGGAUAUACACUUGUAUUAUGAGAAGCUUUUCCAGGAAUUCUCUCCUCUCCUGCAAUUCCUUCCCUCAUGAUCCAAUCCUCAUAUAUAAUUUGAGUUAUGGGCAGCAUCAAAUCCUUUUUGAUACUAGACAAAGGAAUGCAUCCUACUGUGCUGAAAUAUCAAUGUCCCUAAAAGUCAUGAGUGACACACCAUCAUCCUAUCCUUAUAUUAAAUAUGAAUAUAUAUAUAUAAUUGGUGUUGAAAACAAUACUUUUGAGAUGAUUUGCCCUGCUUUACCCAACUUUAUAAAAGACCAUAUCAAUGUGAACAUAAAUUGGUAUAAGGAUGGAGAACCUUUGCGUAUUGACAGCUCCAAAUACAGAUACCUGGAUGGGACCACAUAUGUGUCGAUAAAUGAUGUAGGCUAUGAGGAUGAAGGCUAUUACAAAUGUCAGUUAACAUUUUCCCUCGAAAAUAAAGAUUACACCAUGUCAAGGAUUAUCCAACUUCAGAUUAUUGAUGAAGGGAAGAGACAACAGCCUGUCAUUGUGAAUACCAAUCACAAGACAAUAGCAGCUGCCACAGGUUCCAAGCUAAUCAUACCAUGCAAGGUAUUUGCAGGCCAUGAUGAUGGUAAUCUCAUGAUUUGGUGGACGGCAAAUGACUCUUUCAUGAGCGAUUAUUCAACAGAUCACCGGGUGACACAAGGAAUGCUACAAGAAAUUACAGAGGCUGAUGGUCAGUACUUUGAUUUACCAUUGAUUUUUGAAAGGAUUGAAGAGGAGGAUUUUAUUACUGACUUUAAAUGUAUAGCGUCUAAUGACUAUGGCCUUGAGGUUCUGCCAACCCAGAUAAAACAAGCAGCCUACUCUUUUGCCUGGUACAUUGCAGCAGUUCCUGCCCUUGUGGUUUUCCUGAUUAUAGCGAUAAUUUUCAUAACCAAAUACAGGAAAUGUGGAAAUAAGAACGAUUAUUCAAGUCGUAAAAAUGUUUUACUUUUCAGGUGUUAUAUUCUGAACAUUACUUAGGAAACCACUUAGAAGAUCAUAACAGAUAAAGUAUCAGACAAGUAAACCUUAGAUGUAUGAUUUUUGGCAACAUGACAUCUAGGCUGCUCAUUAAGAAGACAAGAAGUGCAAGAA
This is a messenger RNA of Bufo bufo (common toad), 1588 nucleotides long. RefSeq names its product interleukin-1 receptor type 2-like. Gene Ontology annotation, molecular function: interleukin-1, type II, blocking receptor activity. Lineage: Eukaryota; Metazoa; Chordata; Amphibia; Anura; Bufonidae. The coding region runs from base 164 to 1474 and encodes 436 amino acids. The transcript is spliced from 11 exons. The record is from RefSeq and is a predicted model, not a curated record.